AUGGCAGCUAAGGACGGCGAUGGAAAGCUAUCUUCCGAUGUUACGGAGCCAACGGAUGCGGAGGGCUUGAAGUCGAACAAGGGCAAGGCGUCCAGCGUAGACGCACCAAACGUAGACAGCGGCGGCGGCAAUAUCAGUUCCGAUGACAGUGAAGAUGGUAGCGACGACAGCAGCGGCGACAUCGACGUGGACGCCGAGACUGCACAGCAGCUCAUGGCGUUGGAACAUGAAUUACAAAUCAAUGUAUCAUAUGAAAAGCACCUCGAGUACAUCGCGUUACUCCGCACCGCUCCCGGCCUGCGCAAGCGCUUACGAGACGCACACGAGGACCUCGCGGCUCGCUUCCCGCUGAGCGAAGAGCUUUGGUUGGCCUGGAUAAACGAUGAGCUGUCGGCAGUUUCGGGGCCUGAAGAUCUCGCCUGGCUGCUGGGGCUGCUGCGCCGAGCGGCCACUCGGGACUACCUGGCGCCUGCCGUGUGGGAGCUGUACCUGGAGGUGGCACAUGAUUUGGAUCCUGCCGUAAGGGAUCUGGAACCUGAGGGUGUUGAGCGUUACCGGGCCAUAUGCGAGGAGGCGUUGGCAGCGGCUGGGUUGCACCUGGCGGCUGGACACCGGCUGUGGAGCAAAUACAGGACGUUCGAGCUGGCCGUAGAAGCUAGGGCGGCUGGGGGGACUUCGGCAGCUGCCGCCAGGCAGCAGGAUCGAGUGCGGGCGCUGUACCAGCGGCAGCUGCAGGUGCCGUUGCAGGACGUGGACCAAACGUUGGAGGAGUAUAAGGCCUGGGAGGCAGGCCACGGAAAGUCCGUACCGGCGCAUGUGGUCAAGGCGGCUGAUAAGGCCCGGGAAGCUGCUGAGCUGCGUGCCGGGUUUGAGGAGGGCGUGGCGGCGGAGGUGCCGGCUGACGUGUCAAAACUGGGCGCGUUUCUGUCGUACAUUAAGAUGGAGCAAAAUGCAGGCGACACGGCGAGGGUUCAGGUGCUCUACGAGCGCGCCGUGGCGGCGUUUCCCCUGACGUACAGCCUCUGGCUGCAGUACGGACAGUACAUGGAGACGCACACCAAGCUGGCCGGCCCCAUCAACGCCGUGUACGGCAGGGCCGUACGGAACUGCCCCUGGGUGGCGGCCGUAUGGGAGAGGGCCAUCCGAGCGCUGGACCGUACCGGUGCGCCGCUGGAGGCGGUGGACGAGAUGUACGGCAAUGCGCUCAAGGCCGGUCUGCAGCACAGCACACCGCAAAGCGGGUGCUCUUCCUCUAACCGCUGUCGCCCGCUCAUCUUGCCCAUUCUCACGGUCGGUCUCCGUACCCGCUUCCCAUACCGAGUGCCUAAACAGGCUCCGGACGACUACCUGGCGAUUAUCCUGUCCAGGAUCGACUGCCUACGAAGAGCGGCGGUGGCGGCCAAGGAAGCCGCUGCAGCGGGCGGCGGCAGCGGCACCGGCGGCGGUGGCAGCUCUAAGAAGGAAGCCGCUGCCGCUGCCGCGGCCGUGGCGGCUGCGUUUUCUCGCCUGCGGCUGGCGUUCUGCUCCGCCACCGAGCUCAUGAUGUCUCACUUUCCCGACCACCUUGACUUGAGCCUGAGCCUACCCGCCUACUGGGCGCAGUGCGAGAUGUACGUCAUGUGUGAUACGGCGGCGGCUCGGGAGGUGUGGGAGGGCUCGCUCAAGGGAGGACUGGGCAGGUACGCGGAGGCUUGGGAGGCGUACAUCGCGAUGGAACGCUCGGCCAGGUUGAUCAAGGAGGCUCGGGCUCUGUACAAGAGGUGCUACAGCCGGCGACUCGAGCAGGAUGGACAGCUAAAGCUCUGCCAAGCCUGGCUUCGUUUCGAGCGGGAGGAGGGCAGGGCGGAUGACUACCUGCAGGCGCUGCUGAAAGUAGAGCCUAUCCUCGAGGAGAGCGCCGCGGCCGCUGCGACCGCUGCCGACCAAGCUGCGGCAGCCGCUGCAAAGGCGGCUGUACAGAAGGCGAAGAAUCUGUCUAAGGACGAGGUAAAGGCUAUGCGGCGGGCCAAAGACCCCAACUUCAAGGGCAAGAAGGACACCGCUGAAAAGGGCGAGGCUGAAAUGGAGAAUCCUGAUAAAGGUGGGAAACCUGCCAAACGUGGCCGGCAUGAGGAUGGCCAGGACCCGGCACCUGUAGGUAGUGCUGAAGAACUUGCCUCCAUCAAGCGCGUUCGGAUGCACGAGCCUGAGGCUCCCUCUCCUCGCGCCAAGGCGGGCGCGCAAGUCCCAACAGACAACAACGCCACCGCUCCAGCUGCCGCGGCCGAAGGAGGCGAUCAGGAUGCUGACAUGGCUGACGAGGAAGAAGCCCACGCGGAUGGAGCCGCGGACGCAAAUGCAGGCGCCGAAGGCAUGGGCGAGGACAACGCAGCUGGCCCGGGGCCGGGCACGGCCAAGACGCAGGGCGGUGCGCGUCCGCACUACACGGACAAGAUGACCGUCUUCAUCCGGGGCCUUCUUCCCGGGGUUAAGGACGUCGAUUUGGAGGGCUUUCUCAAAGGCCAUGUGCCGGAGGGCCUCAAGGACAGCCGCAUCAUGCGUGACGCGCAGACGGGUGAUGCACGGGGUUUUGCGUACGUGGAGUGCAGCUCAAGGGAGGCCCUGGACAAGCUGGUCGCCCUCAACGGCACCGUUUUCCAGGGCAAGUCACUUUUCAUCGCCGAGUCCAAACCACCUAAGCACGGCGGCGGCGGCAGGGGGCCCCCGCACGGCGGUGGCGGCCGCGGCCGCUUCAGUGGAGGGCGCUUCGGCGGUCCACCGGGCGCGCGGGGUGGCGGCUUUGCAGGGCGCGGCCGCGGCCGCGGCCGUGGGGGUGGCGGUGGGUCGGCGGAGGGCGAUCCAGAUACGGAAAUGGAGGAGGCUGGCGAUGGCGGUGGUGGUGGUGGUGGUGGUGGAGGCCGGGGUGGCCGAGGGGGGCACCGUCCGGGGCUGGGGCACCCGAGCGGGCGCGGCUCCAUGCGGACACAUUUGCAGAUUUCCCAAGGGAGCGCCCCGCCCACGGCACUUGUGCCCCGUUCUCUCCAGCUGUCGGUCUCCUUCGGCGCGCCUGCCGGCGGCGAUGCUGGCAGCGGCGGCGGCGGCGGCGCAGCCGCCGGCGGGCAGCAGCUAUCUAACGAUGAUUUCCGCAGGAUGCUGCUGUCCGGAAAGAAGUAG
This is a messenger RNA of Volvox carteri f. nagariensis, 3153 nucleotides long. RefSeq lists its product as uncharacterized. The transcript has 16 exons. Gene Ontology annotation, biological process: RNA processing. The coding region runs from base 1 to 3153 and encodes 1050 amino acids. Gene Ontology annotation, molecular function: protein binding; RNA binding. Lineage: Eukaryota; Viridiplantae; Chlorophyta; Chlorophyceae; Chlamydomonadales; Volvocaceae. The record is from RefSeq and is a predicted model, not a curated record.